Messenger RNA from Eptesicus fuscus (big brown bat), 5195 nucleotides. It is a transcript of the gene SUGP2, whose product is annotated as SURP and G-patch domain containing 2. Gene Ontology annotation, cellular component: nucleoplasm. Gene Ontology annotation, biological process: RNA processing. The record is from RefSeq and is a predicted model, not a curated record. The transcript has 12 exons. Gene Ontology annotation, molecular function: RNA binding. Bases 84 to 3338 code for a protein of 1084 amino acids. NCBI's taxonomy places the organism in Eukaryota, Metazoa, Chordata, Mammalia, Chiroptera, Vespertilionidae.
GGGGGCGGUGGCGAAGGUGGUGGCUGAAUCUCUGGCGUCGGCGGGGGCGACUCCGCACUCGGUGGGCUCGGGGUCAGAGAAACAUGGCUACAAGGCGAAUUGCACAGGAGACUUUUGAUGCCGUGCUACAAGAAAAAGCUAACAGGUAUCACAUGGACCCCAGUGGUGAAGCUGUAGGUGAAGCUCUGCAAUUUAAAGCUCAAGAUCUUAUAAGGACACUGCCAAGAGUCAGAGCAGAUAUGUAUGAUGACAUUCACAGUGACAGCAGAUACACUCUGGGCGGAUCUGUAGCUCACUCUCGAGAUGCUGGGAGAGAAGGCCUGAGAGGUGAUGUAUUCCCAGGACCUUCCUUCAGGUCAAACAAUCCUUCUGUAAAUGAAGACAACUACUUUCGCAAAGACUGUGGCCGGGAUCUGGAAUUUCCCCACCCUGAUUCCCGAGAUCAGGUCUUUGGCCACCGGAAAUUGGGACAUUUCCGUUCUCCAGACUGGAAAUUUACACUUCGUGGCUCUUGGGAACAAGACCUUGGCCACCCAGUUUCUCAAGAAUCGUCUUGGUCACAGGAGUAUAAUUUUGGUCCUUCUGCACUACUAGGGGACUUUGGGUCCUCCAGGCUGAUUGAGAAAGAGUGUUUGGAGAAAGAGAGUCGGGAUUAUGACGUGGACCGUCCAGGGGAGGCAGACUCUGUGCUCAGGGCCAGUGGCCAAGUCCAGGGCAGAGGCCGAGGUCUAAACAUCGUUGAUCAGGAGGGUGCCCUCCUAGGAAAGGGGGAGUCUCAGGGCCUGCUUACACCUAAAGGGGGGGUUGGGAAGCUUGUCACACUGAGGAAUGUGAGCACAAAAAAAGUACCCACUAUAAAUCGCAUCACUCCCAAAACUCAGGGCACUAAUCAAAUCCAGAAAACCACCCCAAGUUCUGAUGUGACCCUAGGUGCAAACCCAGGGACAGAAGAUAUCCAAUUCCCCCCUCAGAAGAUCCCUCUGGGGCUCAAUCUAAAGGACAUUCGUCUCCCAAGAAGAAAAAUGAGUUUUGAUCUCAUAGAUAAGUCCGAUGUUUUUUCAAGAUUUGGGAUAGAAAUAAUCAAAUGGGCAGGAUUUCACACCAUAAAAGAUGAUGUUAAAUUUUCCCAGCUUUUCCAGACUCUCUUUGAACUUGAAACUGAAACCUGUGCUAAAAUGCUUGCCUCAUUUAAAUGCUCCUUAAAACCAGAGCACAGAGAUUUUUGCUUUUUUACUAUCAAAUUUUUAAAGCACUCUGCUUUGAAAACACCCAGAGUUGAUAAUGAGUUUUUAAACAUGCUUUUAGACAAAGGUGCUGUGAAGACCAAAAAUUGCUUUUUCGAAAUCAUAAAGCCCUUUGACAAGUACAUAAUGAGGCUUCAAGACCGGCUUCUAAAGAGUGUCACGCCCCUGCUCAUGGCCUGCAAUGCCUAUGAGCUGAGUGUCAAAAUGAAGACCCUUAGUAACCCCCUGGACUUGGCCGUUGCCCUAGAGACCACCAAUUCUCUCUGCCGGAAGUCUUUAGCCCUUUUGGGACAGACGUUCUCCUUGGCCUCUUCUUUCCGGCAAGAGAAAAUCUUAGAAGCUGUCGGCCUUCAAGAUAUAGCUCCCUCCCCUGCCGCAUUUCCCAACUUUGAAGACUCCACUCUGUUUGGGAGAGAGUACAUAGAUCAUCUGAAGGCCUGGCUGGUCAACAGUGGGUGUCCACUCCAGGUCAAGAAAGCUGAACCUGCGCCAACUCAAGAUGAGAAAACGGUUCCUCCUACCGAACCUGAAAUUCAGGCCAAAGCUCUGAGUGGUCUAAGUGAUGCUAUCCCCCAGCGAGCAGAUCACAAGGUGGUGGACAUCAUCAACCAGCUGGUCACACGUGUCGUUGGAGGCAGCUUGUCUCCUAAAGAGAGAGCUCUUCUCAAGGAAGACCCUGCUUACUGGUUUUUGUCUGAUGACAGUAGUCUGGAGUAUAACUAUUACAAGCUGAAACUGGCAGAAGCACAGCGGAUAAGCCAGACCUCGCCAGGAGUGGGUCAGAAGCCAAUGGCUGCAGAGUGUGCAGUCCGGGCCAUGCUGUACGCCCGGGCAGUCCAGAGCCUCAAGAAGAGGCUCCUCCCAGGGCGACGGCGGGGGCUGCUCCGAGCUCCAGGGCUCCAGGGUUGGAAGGUGAGGAGAGCAACCAUCGGGACCCAGACCCUCCUCUCCUCGGGCACCAGGCUGAAACACCACAUCCGGCAAGCUCCAGGCUCCUUGCAGGGAAAGCCGCCCCAGCCAGAUGGAAAUGAUGCUGCCAAGGACUGCCCACCAGACUCCGCCGGGCCCUCUCCUCAGGACCUGAGCUCAGAAGCUGCAGGCCCAUCCCCCAAGCCAGCGGGAGUGGACAUAUCUGAAGCCCCUCAGAGCUCCUCUCCCUGCUUGUCUGCUGACGUUGACUUGAAGACUAUGGAGACUGCAGAGAAACUGGCCAAAUUUGUUGCUCAGGUGGGACCAGAGAUUGAACAAUUCAGCAUAGAAAACAGCACCGACAACCCUGACCUGUGGUUUCUACAAGACCAAAAUAGCUCAGCUUUCAAAUUCUAUAGAAAGAAGGUAUUUGAACUGUGCCCAUCGAUUUGUUUUACAUCACCUUCGCUGAACCUCCAUGCCAGCGAGAGCGCCCUAGAGUCCGUGGAAGGGGAAGGAGAGUUUGCGAAUGAGCCUCCUCACCAGGAGGUUGAGCUGGAGAGCCUAGAGGUGAUGCCUGAGGAGGAGGAGGAGGAAGAGGAAGAGGAGGAGGAGGAGGAAGAGGAUGAAGAGGAGGAGGCCCUCACUCCUGGAGGGCCCUCCAGGGCUCCAGGAGGGGCUGCCACUUCUGAGGGCUCCGAGGGCAGCCCCCCGACUGAUGGCCUUCCAAGCGAGGCAGCCGAGGAUGGCCCUGCUGGCACGUCUGCCCAGGCCUGCUUUCCCCGGAAGAGGGUCAGCAGCAAGUCAUUGAAGGUCGGCAUGAUUCCGGCUCCCAAGAGGCUGUGUCUCAUCCAAGAGCCCAAAGUUCACGAACCAGUUCGUAUCGCCUAUGACAGGCCUCGGGGUCGUCCUGUGUCCAAAAAGAAGAAACCCAAGGACUUUGACUUCACCCAGCAAAAGCUGACCGACAAGAACCUGGGGUUCCAGAUGCUGCAGAAGAUGGGCUGGAAGGAAGGCCACGGCCUGGGCUCCUGUGGGAAGGGCAUCAGGGAGCCCGUUGGCAUGGGUACGGCCUCCGAAGGGGAGGGGUUGGGCGCCGAAGGGCAGGAGCACAAGGAAGACACGUUUGACGUCUUCCGUCAGAGGAUGAUGCAGAUGUACAGACACAAACGAGCCAACAAAUAGAUGAAAACCAUUGGUGAGAAAGAUAAGCCUUGAAGCAACAAUUAUUCUAAAAACGCCACCUCUGCCCCGGAUCCACCCUGGAGCCAGAGCCCAAGUCAGUUCGAACUUAAACGGGAAGCAAUCUGUACUCUGGCACCACAGCCUGUCGGUGGAGCACUGAAGCUCUGAACAAGUGGAGAUACUUGAUUCCAUGAAUGUGUUAUUUAUGGAGUCUCAUCUCUUAAAUGCAUCCCAAGAGACUUAACAAAAUUUAGCAACGGUAUAAUACAGCUGUAUUCAGUGGGGAGUAGUCACGACACUGAUGAAACUUUCCCCAAAUUUUUAAUUCUCUUUAGAAUCCACAAAGAAAGCUACAGUUUGUGUUUUCUUUUUAAACCACAUAUGAGGUUUCCUACAAAGGGGUGGGGAUAAACUCUUCCAGACUCUUCAUUUUUUGCAUGUGUGCAGUGGAAAUAAUUGUUUGGUCAGGGCCCUUUUACAGAACAGGGAGGAUCCUCUAGGGGUGGGCUCCACAGCUGUUUGCUCUUUCGAGGUGUAUGGCUGCCACCCCUUCCAGCUUCUCCCUGUGCUUUGCAACUACAUGUUAAAUUCUCAGGCUGUGAUCAUCUCAGCGCUUCUUCCUAAAACAGCAGUGUUGAAGUUUUAAAUAUGUACUAAAAUCUAGAUAACUUGGUCAUUCUGAUGGUACAUGCUUGAGGAACACAGCAGUGAGUUACCUUGUCAGCUGCUUGUGUUGGCUGCCAAGAAACCCUUGCAUUCUCAGAGCACAGACCUCCCAAUUAUAGUCCUGCUUCUGUGGUUCUGUCUUAUCUAUGUCUGUCCUGCCGCUCACCAUGGCAUCUCGCCUGCCUGGUACCAACUCUCUACAUGUCAGGUAUAGCCCCCAGAUCUCUGCCUGCUUCUGGUCACUUCUAUUGCUUUGGCAUCCAGCACAUCUUUAUGGCCAUGGCAAUGCUGGCGGUCCUUCAGCAGAGGUGAACCAGCCUGCAAGGGUGGUGUGUUUUGGGAGAAGCACACUGUGGAAGUUCAUCUUCUACUCCUCUCUUUCCCAGUCCUUCCGUCAGCCUUCCAUGUUGGCUGUGGGUUGGGCCACAAGAUGGAAUUCUGAGAACAGGGCCUUGGUCACAAAGUACCUGUUGACCUGAGUGAGACGGGCAUCCCCCAGCACAUUUCUUUCUCUUGGAGCGUAGCUCUGAACGUCAUAUUCGCUCUGGCCUAGUGUGUUCAUUCUUGGCUUUCUCCACUUUUAUUCACAAGUAAAAUGCUUUAGGAAUUCCCAGGAUGUGAGCCUUGUCCCCACAACCUCCUGCCACUCCUCCUCCUGGGGACAUGAACCUUUGGCAAGUAUUAAAGGAAACACCUACUUCUUGAGCCUGCAAAGUCUUCUGAGCACUUAAGUGACAUUUCUCCUGUGGAGUCAACAUUGAGGCGUCGCAGGUGCCAGGGUGGAGCAUGGUGGAGUGUCCUCUGCCAGCUGCUGGCCGGGGACCAGUGCGUGCUGGCCCUCUGUGCAAUCUUGCUCUCUCAGCAAAGGAUGCUCUGCAGGGAACUUGUGAGUGCGUGUGCGGGUGUGUGGCCUUGUCCAAGUCACAGCGUCUUUUCUGUCGUUCUAGUUCCAGGGUCUCUCCCGUGAGGACAACAGGCAUCCGGAAAGUGCUAACUCGCCACUUUGGGUGCUUACUGUCUGGCUUGUUUCCAUCACUGGAAAUCAAAUAGAGAAUCUUAGUGGUUUUGGUCCUUGGUAAAACCUAGAAGACGUGUGUGAUGUUACAAAAUGCAAGUUUUGUUUUUGUUUUUAAUCUAAGAAGUUGUGAAUGUUAAUCACUUAGCAGUUGCAAUAAAUGUAGAGGAACCCGA